Molecule: messenger RNA, 8418 nt
Organism: Patiria miniata (bat star)
Lineage: Eukaryota; Metazoa; Echinodermata; Asteroidea; Valvatida; Asterinidae
Exons: 3
Coding region: 307-3378 (1023 amino acids)
Source: RefSeq, a predicted model, not a curated record
CUUCAGCUAGCUGCUUGCGAGAGUCGAUUAGCAUUGCACUUGAAAUCACACUCAGUUACAAAAACCCGAAAAGUAAGUAAUGUAGGCCCUCCCUAGUUUUAUAUUCUGUAAAGUCUAAGAUUGAAAUGUGACCAAACCGAAGAAAACAAAGACACCUGUUUUCCUGGAUUGUAAAUGAAAAGAGUGUUCUGGCUGUGGAAAAAGGUCACGAAGCACUUGGCAGGCCCCCACUUCACAACCAGAAUGCAGACAAAUGGUUGACAACACCAAGCUGUCAAUGUUGACUUGGCCAACGAAUCCAUAGCCAUGGCUGAGCAGAUCGGUAGGAGCGAGAGCGGCAGCAGCACUGGCUGUGGAGACAGCAGCGGUGGCAGCGCCCCAGGCAGCCAAGGCUCCUUUGCCGAAGUCACUGUCAUCGACUCCCAGUUCCAGCACUUCAGUGGCUACAUUGAGGUCCUGCGGGUCUUCAAAUGCCGUCUCUGCACUUUCUGCAGCCCUCUGGAGCACGUCAUUGCCAGCCACAUGUCUGAGGUGCACUUCCCUCGCAGGUGCUUCCUCUGCAAGCAGUGCCUGUUCGUCUUCGAGGAUCGGGCCCAGCUGGCUAGCCACCUGGACUCGGCCCAUGGCACCAAGAGCAUUGCGGUCUGCUUCGGGGACACCGCUGUGCCAUCCAGUUACCCAUCAUCACCUCCGGCCAGCUUGAGGAUGAUGAUGGGGACAGCUGAGGGAGAGGAGAGGAUACAACAGCAGAUGAUGGAAGAGACGACUGGAGAGGAGACUAGGAAUGGACGAGUGACAUCCAGCACUGGUAACCUGGCCAAUCUAGCGAACGCAACCCACAGUAGUCCACCUCAAGUAGAUUCCAUGGAGCAUACUGCUGCAGAAUUAGGUGUUGCACAAGGAGAGGGAGGUACCUGUAGAGUAAGCAAACCCCCAUCUAUCGCUGGAGACACCAGACAGGAGCAGGUGCAGUCUCACAGUAGCUCCUGCCAUCCCAGCAGCUCCAACCAGGCCAACAGCAGCCCAGAAAUCAUUGACUGCGAGGCAGUAAUCACCAGGCCAGGGCAGCCGGAAGCACCCCCCACUCAGCGGCCACCAUCAUUGUCCGCAUCUCAGGCUCCCAGCUCAGAACUUCGCGUCACCAUUGGCAACACGUACUGUCAGUCCUACAUAAAGACAGAGCCCAUCAGCCCUGUCAGGAGUACCCAACCACAACCUGGGCAGAAGGCAAGGCCCUACCUUGGAAGAAGCCGGCACGACCCAAGAUCCUACAUGCGCCGCUGGUCCCUGACAGAGAACUCCUUGAGUGAAGACGGUGCAGUCAAUACCCCUUUCAGGAUGAGCCGCUCCUUUGACACACCAGGUUCUGGCAGUGCUUUGCAGGAUGGCAGUGUAGAGGAGGACAAAACCAACUCUGAGAGAAAUUCCAUUGCUCAAAAGAUUCCGAAAGCAACUCCAGGUAGUGCUGAUAGUGAACAUGGACCAAGGCAAAAAGAGGGGAAUUCAGAAAUUAGUAGGCCAGUGGAGGAUACAAAUGACAAGGAAGGUAGAGGUAAACCUGUCGAAAAGAGUAAAUCUUUUGAUACAGGUAAAACUUCCGAGAGCCACAAUUUACUGGGUGUAAAUAGGUCGUACAUAAGUGGGAGGUCCCUGGAUAGAAGGCCACCUCGUUUGGUUCGGCAAAAUGUAGUGGAAGAGAGUCCCAGAAGCUCACCUCAACUGAGGGUGGUGUCGGAGGACAAGUCUACUUCACAGGAGCAGAAUGAAAUAUCCACUGUGUCCAUACCUUGUGGUGCAGCAGAAGCUAUGCGGCGAGAGAAUUUUAGCCGUAGCUUUUCUGGUGGUAUUGGGAGACCUUCUGGGGAGUAUUUGUCAAAUUCCAAAUCAUCAGAGGGGAAUGCAGAUUUCCGACCAACACUGAGGGAUCUUGUCAGCAGCAGGAUGCAACGAGUUGAAAGGCAGCUGCCCCCAUCAACAACAGGAUCAGGCCAAGAUCCAGGCUUACCAGUCAGCAGUGUGGCAGUGCCUAUGAUGCGAUCGGGAAGGGUACGUAGUUAUAGCAUCAGCGAGGGAGACAUGCAGGGAUACCAGAAAAGCACACAUCCCGAUGGCUCUCCCAUUAAGGCAGCUGACGGACACGCCGAAGCAUCUGCUACAGAGACAGUCCAUCCUUCUGCCGUGCAUCAUAGAUUGCCUCCAGGCAAUCCCCAAGUACCUCCAGUGCUUCAUCAUCAUCAGUAUCCAGGGUUAGUCUACCAGCCCUACUCCAUUGAGGGGGAGCCCAAGCAUAUGAGGUACUAUAACCAGGGUCCAAGGAUGGCUGGUCCUGGCCCCUUGGAUGGCCCACCACGCCCAUUUCGGAUGAGGCAAGAAGAGAAUGGUCAGCCUGGCCCAAACCAACCAGUCGAAGAGUCUUUUCUCUACCGUUACCUACGCAACAACAACGGUCGUAAGUAUAGGCGAAACUCCAUCAGUGUAAGCACUUUGUCUUGCGAUGUACCACCUGCGGGUUUGAUGCCUUCACAUGGCAUUCCUCCUCGCGGAAUGGUGCCUCAUCCAGAGGGAGCAGAAAUGAUGAGCUUUGAGAGGCAGAGAGCAUCGGCCUGGGUACCCCGUCAUCACCCUGACCAUCCCUUCCAGCAUCAAGGACCCUUUCCCUCCCACAUGCCACCUUAUCCCAUGGCUUGGAAAGAUAAGUUUGAUGCUAGCCAGAUUUCUCCAAACGCCUCAGCUGGUGUCGACCAACGACAUGGUGUAGAGUACAGUGGACCUUCAGACAGAGACCCUGCAGCAAGAGGUGAGAUGGUCAAUGGUCCCAAUGGCAUAGUCCUGAUUGAUGGAAAGGUCGUGAGACCCAAGCAAGGUGAAGGGGGUGAGUCCAACCAAGAUCUAGCUAAGGACAUAACAAGGCAGGUCCAUGAGGCCAUGGGAGUCGCACAGGGUCUGUACACCCCUGGGGAUCGGCACCUGCUACCUUGGGUCGAGGGCAAUGACCGGUCGGAAUCGCCAGAUGACCCUAUGGAUGGAGAAGGUCUCGGCCAGCGACGCAGCCGCAAGUCAACCUUCAACAUCUACCGGGAGAUUCCCGAACGUAAGAGGAAGCUAGACCAUGAUGAGGAGGAGAAGAUCAAGCACAGCUACAAUGCUGACGGAAGCUUUGACUACUUCUCUCUAACUGGCUGGAAGGCGUACAAGUGCGACUUGUGCAAGAAGCGCCGCUUCAAAACAGCCUCAGAGCUGCAGGAGCACAAGCAACGAAAGCACGGCUUGCAGAGGAACCACAGCAGCCAAGGCAGUCUAAAUGGGCUUCCAGAAGCAGCUGCUGCUUUGACGGUAGUGGAAGCAAAUGAGCCCAAUGACUCCCCAUCAUCAGGUUGAAGAGAUGCGAGGGACUGGAUGUCUUUUUAUUUUGGCUUGCUGUUGCGUAUCUGCCGUACAUGUAGGUAAAGCCGCCUUACCUACACAAGUUGACGAAAUGUUGAUGGUCUCUUUUGAGGCAGUUGUCAUCGGUAAAGAUGUCAAAGGAGUCCAAGAGAUCAUUUCCAAGAUUGUUUUUGGUUGGCAGUCAUUGGUUGAUGCAUUGACAUGUCUUGCUUUCUGAGGGCUGCCCAUUUGACCUCCAUCUUCAAAAAGUCACACAAAUGCAAAACUUUGGUGACCGAUUUUGUCUUGGCUGUUAAGAAGGGUUUUAAGGUGGAUUGAUUGUGGAGAAAUGUGUUACUUCACGGUGUUUGUCAAUAUGCACUUGUUUAAGUGAACCUUUUGUGCUUCCCACACAAACAACAAUGCUAUUAACCAGAUAGUCCUACAUCACAUCAGUGUUUGCGAAUUAGUCUUUUUGUUCUUGUCGCUUUUUUUGGAAUGUUGCUUUUUAUUCACCCAUUUUAGAAAAGCCUAGGGUUUAAAUACAUGUUUUUAGGUCUCGCACAGAAGUGUUAAGUCAAUCAUUUUGGUUUUGUUUCUGGCAUGAUUGAUGUAAUGAUUACUUGAUGCUGGCACCUGGCACGAUUGGAAGAGAAAUGCAUUGUAUCUAUUGAUGUAAAACAUGAAGUGAAAUUGUGUAUAGAGGAAAUUUUAAAACUGGUACUUAUAUAUUUUUGUUUACGCAAGAGUUUGAAAGCCUUUUAUACAGCGAUUACAUUUUUUCCUUACUAUCCAUUUUAUAGCGAUAAAAUGCCUUGAUAAUCAGUGCUUCUCAAAAUACAGAGGGAAAAAAAUGGUUUUACUCCAGAAUCAAUUGUUUUUUGUAACCAGGAAGUGAGUUUGCUGAGAGAGAAAUACAUGUAGCUUGGUAUACAUGUAGGAAGAGAAGCUCUUUUUUAUGCGAAUGGGUUUCAGCAUUAGAAAAGGUUUGAGGGUUUUUUAGAAUUGGAUAACAUUACGGUUGCACUGUCAUAUACAUAUGUACAUGUACAUUGUACAUGUAUCCAUUCAUGUACUGUACUUGUAGCAUGGAUACACAUGUACAUGCACACUUGGUUGGUACAAUUAAUGUACAUGUACAUGUACGUGUACAUCACUGUUAAAAUGUGCCAUCUCAUAUGCAUACAAGUCAUGUACAAUCAAAGGGGGUACUACAUUUUAACCUCUAGGAGCACUAGAUUUCAAUUCAGAUAUUUUUUUACUGGUAUCUAACAUUUGGCCACUUUUGGUAUUUUUUUUUUUUUUAAACUCAACUAAAACUUAAAUAAAACUUUUGCAAAUUUCAGAUGUUGAACCUGACAUGCUCAUAUUCUAAACAUGGUAAACAAAAUUCAUCAAAAUCUGAGAGAAAUUGAUUUCGUUAUUAUGAAUUCUGUCUACAAAAUAACCACUGUACACUUAACAACGUGUACCUACAUUACAUGCUGACAUACAUUCAUGAACUCACUCAGUCUUUUAUGCACACAUUUACAUGUAUGUACAGGUACAUUUUGUACCUGCGCAUGAUGAAGUACAUUUGCUCACAGAAAAAAAUGGACAUUUGUCACUAGCAAAGGAAACAUUUUUUUGUGUGGUUUUGAUAGGAUGGUUAUUGGGACCGUUUGUAAGAAUUCCUUCAGGCAACUCUUUUCUGUGGUCAUGGAUGAAUUUGAUACAAUUUUUUCUAUCAUUUAUAAAGAAACUAUAUCCAUGAACUUGGAUUUUUUUUAUUAAACAUUUAGAUAAAGACUGGAAAAAAAUAGUAAUGUCUUUUUUCUCUAGAUUUUUUUUUCUCUUUUUUUUUCAAUUUUGUUGUGUAACACUCAGGAUAAAAGUCACUGAAUUUAUACAAAUACGUAAAUACAUGUAUAGACACAUGUAACUGCCUUUUGAAUCAAGUUAUUACUUUAAUUACGAACCAUGCGAGGCUGGGCCUUUGCAAUUUUUUACAGGAGCAAAAUAUCUGGCUUGUUUUUGACGGAAAAUCAAUGUACAGAGAGUGUGUGUGUUUUGAACUUUUCUGACCACAGUUCAUGUUAUACAUGUACUCAUGUUACUGGGCAGAAAAGAUACAAUUUGUAAGUUGAACUUAAUUAGUGCUUCCUUGAAGCACCCAGACUUGGUUACCUAAACAUGUAUAAGUGCAUGUCAUUCAUUUUAGGGAGAGGUAGAGUUGUCAUGGACACCAAUCAGUACCAUUUCAGAAGAUUUAUGGGCGUUGCCUGUCCUCAUGUUUAUGCAUGAGUUCAUGAGUCUGUAGAGCCAACUGUGUAAAACAAAGUCGAUAGAUCUCUCUCAAAUGACGUCACACCCCCUACAGAUUGUCACAUGCAUCGGCAAUUUGGGCGUCAAAUUUUCGUGACGGGCAUCCACUGCACCGUAUUUUGAAGAAAUUUCAAGCAUCAUGCGCGUGUGUUUAAAACAUUAUGCGCAUUGAGCGCACACGCACCUGAUAACAUUGAACACGCAGAUUUUCCUACAAAGAUGGCUGUCUAUGAGAGGGGUCUACCGGUAUUUACCUCUCAAAUGUACUGUACACGUUCUUUUCAGGCAAUUUCAAUGAAAACCAGUCAUUCGCAAAUCAGAGUAGGCAAAACCCAAUAAAGUUGGUCACAGAGCGAUUCAAUGAAAGUCUCGUUAUGUACAUGUAAUCGUAUAUGAUACAUGUAGCACUCGGUGAGUGUGUCUGCGUGACAGUCAGUCAGUUGGAUAGGCAAAAGGAGGACAGACACCAGCAAAUAAGUCACACACAUUUUUAGGUCUUGACUCGUUGACUUUACAGGUCAUUGGUAUCCCACAGUCUGGAUGCUUCAUUCAUGUAGUCUUUUGUACAGGUAUCAAUUAAUAUUUGGAACAUGUAAACUUGUAAUGCCUAUUGAUAUAAGCAGGUUUCCAUAGCCACUAUGGUUAAGCCUGGAAAUUGCAAUGUUAAUUGACUAACUAUGUAAAUUUGAAACAAAGAGAGUUGAUUUUGUAUAUAAAAAAACAACACUUUGUACUGCGAGUGGAAUUGGGCCAGGUGCCCCUUUAAUGAAACAUGUAUAUGUACUUAAGGGCCAUGCGUUUUUUUAAAAAGUAUUUACUCGCAUUUGAAAGAUUUGUAUCAUUGUUCAGAACACAGGCUGUGCAUUAUUGAAAGGAAGAUUUACGCCGGCCUUUUAGCAUUAACUUUGACAAGAAAAUUUGAGACCUUUUUUGUAUAUUUGAGAGGGUUUUUUUAUUUGUGAGCAGAAACUUUACGGAUUCUGAAUGACUGGAGCGCAUCACGAGCACUGCAUUGUUGUUGCAAAGAUGGCGCUUGCCGGAUACUUUUUUUUUCUGUUCAAGAUUUAAAGUGCAUAUGUAUUUUGAUGUAUGAAUUUUGUGUACAUUUGCAGCUGAAUCAACUGGAAAUUUAUUGCUACAUGCAAGUUGAUGUAUGUAUUUGUGAUGAAGGUCCUUCAGUCCAACAUAAAUUAUGUAUUUAAUGUGCGUACUUUGAUGUGCGUUCCAAGGCUGAGAUAAAUUAGCGUAUCUGUUACAUGUGUAUACAUGUAUUCGUGUAUGUGUGCGUGUCGAGACGUGUGCACACCUGAGGACCAACUGUGUUCGUUUGUUGUUGUUAAAUACAACGUAUGAUCCUCACAACUUAAACAUGUAUAAUCAAAAAGCCACUUUAUUCCCCACAUGCAUGUCAUACAGUAUAGUUAGAUAGUGUCGUGUCACCUGAAAGUUUGUCAUUUGAUACAAUUUGCCCCAAAUGGAAGUUUGUUUUGCUUAGCCACGUACCUGGUUAUCACUCAUUAUGCCAAAAAGAUUUGAACAGGGAUGUCUUGAGCAGUAUGAACAAUUAUACUAAAACUUGGAACCCCUUGAAAAAACUGCUAAAUUGGUGGUAUUCCAACUGCACUGAUGCACAUAUUCGCGUGAAGUUUGAUCCGGCCGUAAUGAUAUCGGAUUGAAAGCAGUUGUUGGGUUUUGGCCUCAUUUCCACAUUCCUGUGUAGUGUACUUUUGAUAAGGGAGUUCUGGCAUGCGAAUUUCAGUAUGGAAGUUCCUAAUGUCGGGUUCGUCAACCAAAAAAAAAAAAUUGUGAGGAGAGAGUCGGCGUGAUUUUCUGUAAAUGUACGCACAUGUAUACGUACCGGUACAUCAUGUACAAUACAUGCAGCGGUCCAGAAAUCAACAGACGCUCAUUUUGAAAGGACUUGGUUGAACGGUAUCUGUGCUUGAUAUCCCACGACAGUAUUUAAGAAUGUGCUUAUCAAGAUAGGGUUCUAGCAUAGUAAUCGAUGUGAAAGGAUUCAGGUAGCUUACAAGCACAACUACCCAGGAAGUUAGUAAAGGCAGAAAGGAAGUGGAGAAAUGUUUCAAGCAGGUGUAUUCUUGUCAAAUAGAAGAUAACCUUACCUAUUUAAUUGAACAUUAAUUCUUUUCCUUUAAGAUUUUCUGGUAAUUCAACGACAAAAAAUGAAGAUGUACACAUAAGUUUCCCAGAUGGGGGUUGCGGGAAAUACUUUCUUCAAAAAUUGGUUGCCUUCUAAAAAAAUGAUUUCAGCUAUUUUUGGAUUGGAACAUUUUCUGGGUUAUGUACAUGGUUUGGCAGAUCAGUGGAAAAUGCGCAUUCCCCCACAAUGAACACUAAACAAGGUAUCCAAUGGUAUGUGCUUCACUGGUCUGAAUUUAUCCAGAGCCAUUACAUGUAUUUCCUUGUUGGACCUACAUUCAUGUACAAUGUACUUCUCCAUUUUUAGUUUUUAAUUUACAAAUGAAAAUGAUUUUAAUGCAAUAUUUGUGCAAAUCUUAAGUUGAAAUCUAAAAUGUAAAAUCUCAGUGUUCAGAUUUACUGAUUUUAAAGAAAAAUUCGAAUUUUAAUGUUAACUUAUCUUUAUAAAUAAAUUCCACCAAUUGUAGAAUUGUUUAUCAGCAAUUAUGCAGAAGCGUUGAUAGUGUAUUCCAGACGUCAGUGAAAUCAGGAGGAAUUUAUUAAACAUACUGGAAAUAUGUAUCCCCACGAAUGUGCAUGUUCCCCCCCCCC